AUGAUGCUUUCCCUACGGCAGAUCCUUCGUGUUCCGCUCCCCUCUCCUGCACCUGCUGCCGCCUUUGCUAGAUUUAACUCGACAGCCCCUGAGCAGGCACCAAAGAAGACAAAGUUUGGGCCUUUGAGCGAUGAGGACAGAAUUUUUACUAAUCUGUAUGGACGUCAUGAUUGGAGGUUAAAAGGAGCGCUGAGCCGCGGUGACUGGUACAAGACUAAGGAGAUUCUGCUGAAAGGGGUGGAUUGGAUACUGGGAGAGAUAAAGACUUCAGGACUGAGAGGCAGAGGAGGAGCUGGCUUCCCCACUGGGCUCAAAUGGAGCUUCAUGAACAAGCCAUCUGAUGGAAGACCUAAGUAUCUUGUAGUCAAUGCUGACGAAGGAGAGCCAGGAACCUGCAAGGACCGUGAGAUUAUGCGGCAUGACCCCCACAAGCUUGUGGAAGGUUGCCUGGUGGCUGGCCGCAGUAUGGGUGCACGAGCUGCUUACAUUUAUAUUCGAGGAGAGUUCUACAAUGAGGCAUCCAACCUCCAGGUGGCUAUCCGGGAGGCGUACGAGGCGGGACUUAUUGGAAAAAAUGCCUGCGGCUCCGGGUAUGACUUUGACGUGUUUGUUGUAAGAGGAGCUGGGGCAUACAUCUGCGGUGAAGAAACAGCAUUGAUCGAGAGUAUUGAAGGGAAGCAGGGGAAGCCCCGUCUCAAACCUCCAUUUCCCGCUGACAUUGGAGUCUUUGGGUGCCCCACAACUGUUGCUAAUGUGGAGACCGUUUCAGUGGCGCCCACCAUCUGCAGACGUGGAGGCCCCUGGUUUGCUAGCUUUGGCCGGGAAAGAAAUUCGGGAACUAAACUGUUCAACAUCUCCGGUCACGUCAACAAUCCAUGUACCGUAGAGGAAGAGAUGUCCAUACCAUUGAAGGAGCUUAUAGAAAGGCAUGCAGGUGGUGUCAUUGGUGGCUGGGACAAUCUGCUGGGUGUCAUUCCUGGAGGCUCCUCCACCCCUAUCAUCCCUCGCUCUGUAUGUGAUGAUGUCCUCAUGGACUUUGAUGCUCUUGUUCAGGCCCAGACUGGUCUGGGCACAGCUGCACUCAUUGUCAUGGAUAAAUCAACAGACAUCGUUCGCGCUAUUGCCCGUCUUAUAGAAUUCUAUAAGCACGAGAGCUGCGGUCAGUGCACACCAUGCAGGGAAGGAGUUGACUGGAUGAACAAAAUGAUGUGGAGGAUGUGUCAAGGGAACGCCCAGGAGGCUGAGAUAGACAUGUUGUGGGAGAUCAGUAAGCAAAUCGAAGGCCACACAAUCUGUGCAUUAGGGGACGGUGCGGCUUGGCCUGUGCAGGGUUUGAUUCGUCAUUUCCGACCUGAGCUGGAGGAGAGGAUUAGACUGUUCCAUGCAACUAAUAGACAGAAGGCCAGCAACUGA
Molecule: messenger RNA, 1413 nt
Organism: Staurois parvus
Lineage: Eukaryota; Metazoa; Chordata; Amphibia; Anura; Ranidae
Source: the annotation of a GenBank genome assembly